AUGACAUCGGCGCCGCGUGUUCCCGACUUCGGUACUGCGUGUGCCCCACAUCGGUACCGCGUGUUCCUGACUUCGAUACCGCGUGUGCCCCACAUCGGUACCGUGUGUUCUCGACUUCGGUACCGUGUGUGCCUGACAUCGGUACCGCGUGUUCCUGACUUUGGUCAUGACAUCGGCUCAUAUGCUCGCGUUGCGGAAUCGGUACGCUUUCGUGGGAUGCUGACUUCGGCACAUAUGUGA
This is a messenger RNA of Arabis nemorensis, 240 nucleotides long. The record is from the annotation of a GenBank genome assembly. NCBI's taxonomy places the organism in Eukaryota, Viridiplantae, Streptophyta, Magnoliopsida, Brassicales, Brassicaceae.